Messenger RNA from Pocillopora verrucosa, 1804 nucleotides. RefSeq lists its product as uncharacterized. Gene Ontology annotation, biological process: oxygen transport; response to hypoxia. The record is from RefSeq and is a predicted model, not a curated record. Lineage: Eukaryota; Metazoa; Cnidaria; Anthozoa; Scleractinia; Pocilloporidae. Gene Ontology annotation, molecular function: oxygen binding; oxygen carrier activity; heme binding.
AAAUAACUAGUCUCUUCAACUGUUGCCUUUGCUUUUAGCCAAAAGCACUUGGAUUUAGUUUGGUUUCUGCGCAUAAGCGAUCAGAUACGUACAAGUUGAUUAGCUACAACAGCCACAGUCAAGAUCUAUCGGGGCGAUAAAGUCUUAGUUCAAAGAUGGGAUGCGGAGGUAGCAAGGCAGUGAGAACCAGAACAGCUCCAGCACCGAUCGCUCUCGAUCAGGGACAAACUACCACCAUUAUUACUUCUUCCAAAGAGGAGACAAGCCCUUUAAACCACAGAGAACAGCCCGACGGUAAGACAACCGUUGAUCAAACUGUGUCAGAGGGACACCAAGAAACCCAGAAGCCAGAUAAUGAGGAACCAGUCACUCAGAAGCAGAUUUCCUUGGUGCAAGAAACUUGGGGGCUAGUGAAUGGUGAUCUAGAAAAAGUUGGAGUAGACUUUUACAUAAGGUUGUUGAAGGCAGACUCAGAGAUUUUAGAACUGUUUUCAUUCCGAGACAUUGACAAAUCAUCCGAUGACAUCAUGAGAGCCGAUGAUCGACUUAAGAGACAGGCGCUGGUAACAAUGCAACACGUGGACUUGGCCGUGAACUCGCUCAACGAUCUGGGCUCUAUUGUUCCUGCUCUCAAGGACCUGGGAGGGAGACAUACGAUGUACAAAGUCGAAGAACAUCAUUACGUGGUUGCAGGAUCUGCUUUACUCGACACUCUUAACAAUGGUCUAGGGGACAAGUUUACUUCAGAGGUAAAAGAAGCGUGGACUGUUGUCUAUGGAAUCGUUGCGAACACGAUGCAAGCAGGAGCCAAAGAAGUUUUGGAGGGAUAGACAAGGAAACAUCAGUUCAUAUACUCUAUACACAACCAAAAAAUAUUCUGAAAGGGUCUUUUAUAGAACGUUUAUUGCUGCGAUUUCGCCUCAUUCUGAAAACGUUAAAGAAACAAGAAACGUGCUCAAACUUUCAUUGCUUUGUUUAAAACAAAACAAUGCUGCCUGCUUCUCAGGCUUUAAAAAUGUCUUAACUGCCUAAUUGGUCACGGCGACAAAUGUAGACUCGAAUAUACUCAGUACCUUCCGAAGGAAAUCGUCAUCGAUCAGCUGUUAAGAGAUUUUAAAUAUAUAAUUUGGCGAGCCAAGUAUGCAGACAUGUAGAGCAUUUUUCUUCAAAACCACAUCUAGACCUUGACUUCUCCAGAAAAGCUGUUAUAUUGUCGUGCCUUUCAGGCAAACUCAAGUAAGGGUGAGGCGAACCUACGUGCACGCGUGGCGAGUCCUAAGAGCGAGUGAUGUGCGAGACACGCGUGACGUGUGACACGGGUCCUCUCCCGCGUGAUCCACCCUUCACACUUGUCUACAGCUUUCCUCCGAUUCCCCGGAAGACACCAAAAAUUACGUCUCUCAUGCAGGCUAAUCUGUUUUCUUUGCUUUUGCUUUUUCAAGGUUUAUUUACCUAUCAUGAGUUACUGAUACUUACUUUUGCUGUCUUGCUAGUUUUUUUAAUUUAUAAUUCAGAAAGCUGAUAGACUGACUGUUGAUAAGACUGAGUGUCGCGCUUAAGAAAAACGAACACGAUGAUCAUUAAUUGCAAACAAGUUUUAGCGUAAAUUUUUUUGUUCGUGGCUUUCGUUUUUUGCUUAUCUUAGUUUUCGCAUCUGCGUAACUUUUGUUAUCUUUUUUAAUCAGGCAUAUAUUGGUAUUGUAUUGAAGUAUCGGUAGCAGAGUGUUAAGGCCUAUUUACACGGCACGACUUUGUCGCAUGCGACAAGCUUACGACAGGCCUACGACAUGACUUAAGAGCCGUA